GCCUGGAGAGCCGGAGCGCCGACGUACGGCAAAAUGCUGGAACCGGACAAAGAUCUUGUAGCAAAGAUGCUGCGGGCUGUUUUGCAGUCUAACAAAAAUGGUGUGCCUUUUCCUAGACUGCAAAGUGAAUAUAAAUCCCUUACUGGAGAAUAUAUUCCAUUCAAGGACAUGGGCUUCCACACACUUGAAGCGUACAUUAAAGCCAUUCCAACAGUUGUAAGGAUCGAAGUCAGCCGAGGUGGCGAGGUUAUCUGCCAUGCUGUGGUCUGCAAGGAGACAGCCCAGAUUGCUGAGCUUGUGGCACGUCAAAGAAGUUCAAAAAAGAAAUCCGGAGGCCAAGUAAACUGCCAGAUGAGGCUGAAAUAUUCUGUUCCCUUCACUCACUUUGGUAAACCAAAGGCAAUGCUUAGAAAGCCAGGGUUUGCAUCCCAGCCUGACCGAGUUUUGAAAAGGCCUGUAAUGCCAUCUGCAUGGGGAAAGGGGGCUGUUUGGAGUGGCUGGCCACCAGCAAACCCUAGUCCUCUACACUCAGCACCAGUUUAUGGAGCAGGGCUUCUAAAGGAGGUGCCAGUGCAGAGACCUCAACCCAUUAUUAACAGGCCUGAAAGAAAAGUAACUCUUCCUCCCCGAUUCCAGAAAGAAGCAAACCUACAUACGUUUCAGCAAACCACUACAGAUUCCAAUGCUAAUGAGACACAACCGGGCAAACCUGCAUUGCUUGGUAAUUUCCAUCCUAACCUCCCUAUGAUUCAGUGCAACCUGCGUGAUUUGUUCAGUAAGCACGGUAAUGGUAUUUCACUGUCCAAGUUGCCUCAAAUAUACAAGGAAACCUUCAAACAUGAUUUGAGUGAUGAGGUGCUAAAACAGAUUGUUAAUUGGACGCACAUUUGCACGGUGCAAAGGCCUGCAAACAACAACCAGAAUGAGAUCAUUCUUUACGCCACUACAAAAAAACAGCCGAACACUCCCAAGAUUAACCAGCAAAAUACUAAUGGUCAGGUUAAACCAAAUGUGCCCUCUAGUGCUUCAAAGCCAUCUUCACCAGCAGAACUCAGUGCAAAAUCAAUUUCUAGUGCUGAACUGAAGGGAAAAGUUUGUGAACUCUUGUCAAACUACAGCAGUGGUCUCUGGUUACAUGCACUUCCCAAAGUCUUUGAAGACGCAUUCAAAAUAACCUUUCCUUUGGAAACUUUUAAGGUGGCAGAACUGUCUGACAUUUGCACUAUCCAGGUCAUUUCCGAAAACCCUUACAAAGGAAUUCUUUAUGCAAAGCCCAUCGAAAGUGUGGGGGAAAAUCUUAACGUUUCAGUCAAUGCGAACAAUGAAAAACAGGCUGAAGCUCCAUCCUGCACGGCACAUUCAGCAGAGGAGGAGUCAGAUGCUGACAUGAUUACUCCACCAUUGGUUAUUCCAUCGGAAGCUUCCCCCUCUGUUCUUGUGGUAGAAUUAAACAACACACAAGAAGUUGUGAUCAGGUAUGUUGGUGAAGACUAUUCUGCUGCACAAGAACGGAUGGAAGAUGAAAUGAAGGAGUUUUAUAUCAAAAAUGCAAAUCCAGUUUCAUCACAUUCUCUGAAGUUGGGACAGCUUGUGGCUGUAAAAGCAGAAGAGGAGGCAUGGCUGCGUGCUCAGAUAUCUGCAUUUGAAGAUAAUAAAAUCAAGGUUCUCUAUGUGGACUAUGGCUUUAGUGAAGUGGUUGACUGCACCAAAGUCAGCAGGCUGAGCAAACCCUUCUACUCUCUUCCGUUCCAAGCCACAAAAUGCAGACUGGCAGGUUUGGAAGCUUUCUGUGAUGACCCUGUGCUAGUCAAAGAAGUAGAGGCUAAAGCCUGCGGUAAAAUUCUUGCUGUAGAGAUGCUACAAAAGACAGAAAAGCCUCUUGUCAUACUCUAUGAUACAUCAGGAGAUGAUGAUAUAAAUAUAAACUCUAUCUGUCUGAGAGAAUUAUGUGAUCGUUCUCUGAGCGUACAGUUGAAGGUGAAUUCUUCCUACACAAAUGUAAUUGUCACGAACGUUUGUUCUGAUGGUACCUUAUUUUGUCAAGUCCCAUCAAAGGGCCUGACCAAACUAUAUGAAACUUUGCAGAAAGUUGAAACCCACUUCAAUUCUAAGACUGUCACUUCGGAUUUAUGUGUCUCCCUCCCAUUCUGCGGAAAAAUAUGCUUGUUCCAGAGCAAGGGGAAAUGGACACGUGUGGAGAUAACAAGCGUCCACAGCAGUCGCACAAUAGAUGUUAAGUUCCUUGAUUCUGGAACUAUUGCUUCUGUUAAAGUGUCUGAACUGAAAGAAAUUCCCUCUCAAUAUCUGCGAGAUAUAAUUUCAAUACCACCUCAGGCUACCAGGUGCUGUCUUGCAGAUCUUCCACAUAACAUUGGUAUGUGGACACCAGAUGCAGUGUUGUGGCUCAGAAACGCAGUUUUAAACUGUUCAGAGUGUAGCAUCAAGGUAGUGAAUAUAGAUGGAGCAAAAAGAAUGGUGUAUGUUUACCUCUUUACAUCAAAGAACUUUGCCGAUCCUGAACGAAGUGUCAAUCGCCAGAUUACAAAUGUGGAGUUGUGGAAACAGAAGAACUUGCCUAGCACUGCUACCUCUUUAUCAAAAGGCAGAGGUGAUGCUAGCACACCUACAGCCACACAGCGGAAGGAUCAAGCUAGCAUUCCAAAGAAACCCAUCACUGAGCAGACUAGCACUGGCCCUUCCUUGGAUCUGCCACCCCCUUUACCUCUGCCAAAGAGCAGUGAACACAUGGAUGUUUUUGUAUCUGUGGCUUGCCACCCUGGCCAUUUUGUCUUCCAGCCAUGGCAGGAGUUGCACAAGUUGGAAGUAGUUAUGGAAGAAAUGCUUUUACACUACAGCAGUACUGAGGAGAAGCAAGUGGACAUUGAGAAAAAUAAAGUAUAUGCUGCAAAGGUGGAUAACAAGUGGUACAGGGUUCUCUUGAAAGGAAUCCUCACAAAUGGCAUGGUGUCUGUGUAUGAGCUGGACUAUGGCAGGCACGAGCUUGUCAAUUCCCGGAAAGUGCAGCCUCUAAUUGAGAAAUUCAGACAACUACCCUUUCAGGCUGUCACAAGUCAGCUUGCAGGUAUCAAAUGCGAUCAUUGGUCUGAGGAAGCUUCCAUUGUUUUCAGAAAUCACGUGGAAAACAAACCCCUUGUGGCACUUAUACAAGCAGUUCAAGAAAGCACUAAUCCGUGGGAUCGGAAGGUUGUGGUGUACUUGGUGGAUACAUCUCUCCCAGACACUGACUUGUGGGUUCAUGACAUUAUGUCUGAAUACCUGGUUGAGUUUUCAAAGCCCCAAUAGUGUGGACUUCUUCAGUGACCUCCAGUGAUCUUAAAGCAGAAGCAAUAACCGAUACAUAUAGUCUGAUCUUUUGGGACACUUCCUUGUUCUUUGUUCUGAAUUGCUGAACGUUCUAAAGUUUGGAAAAUUGAAACUUGUUUUCUGUGAAAGAUAUUUAACAGAAUGAUUUUGUUUACAUUGUUAAGAGUUGAUUUUUCUGAACAUUUGCACAUUGUUUAAUAAUGUAGCUGUACAAAUUUGGAAUAAUAUUGCAGAGUAACAUUUAUUUAACAAUAAAACAGCAG
This is a messenger RNA of Nanorana parkeri, 3587 nucleotides long. It is a transcript of the gene TDRD7, whose product is annotated as tudor domain containing 7. The record is from RefSeq and is a predicted model, not a curated record. The transcript is spliced from 17 exons. NCBI's taxonomy places the organism in Eukaryota, Metazoa, Chordata, Amphibia, Anura, Dicroglossidae. Gene Ontology annotation, biological process: spermatogenesis. The coding region runs from base 34 to 3303 and encodes 1089 amino acids.